This is a messenger RNA of Stegastes partitus (bicolor damselfish), 1093 nucleotides long. RefSeq names its product hydroxycarboxylic acid receptor 2-like. The record is from RefSeq and is a predicted model, not a curated record. Gene Ontology annotation, cellular component: plasma membrane. Gene Ontology annotation, biological process: G protein-coupled receptor signaling pathway. NCBI's taxonomy places the organism in Eukaryota, Metazoa, Chordata, Actinopteri, Pomacentridae. Gene Ontology annotation, molecular function: G protein-coupled receptor activity. The transcript has a single exon. Bases 1 to 975 code for a protein of 324 amino acids.
AUGCAGUGCAACUUCAAUGGGACUGUGCUGAUCACAGUUCUCCCUCCACUGCUGGUGAUGGAGUUUAUUUUGGGAUUACUUGGAAACGCUUUGGCUCUGUGGAUCUUCUGCUUCCACCUGAGGCCCUGGAAAAGCAGCACGGUGUUGGUCUUCAACCUGGCGAUGGCUGACUUUCUGCUCAAUGUGGCUUUGCCUUUCCGUGCCAGCUACUACAUCUCGGGGAUCAAAUGGAUGUUUGGCAAUUCCCUCUGUAACAUCUGCCUCUUCAUGCUGGCUAUGAAUCGCAGCGGAAGCAUCUUCUUCCUGAUGGCUAUCGCUGUGGACAGAUACAUGCGUGUGGUGCAUCCCCAUCAUUCCAUCAACUCCCUGAGUGUCUGCAAAGCUGCCAUUGGAGCGCUUGGAUUGUGGCUGGUCGCCUUUUCAAUGACUGCUCAUGUCUUCACUCUACAACAUGUGAACACGACCCACUGCGAGAGCUUCACGAUUGAGACCAAGCAUCAAAACAAUCUGACUUGGCAUAAAUUUGUGUUCCUCUUUUCCUUCUACGUGCCUCUGCUUGUGAUUCUCUACUGCACAGUGCACAUCAUCAGCCACCUGAGAAGGAGACAGCUGGCCCAGCAUGCAAAGAUUAAGAAGGCUCUGUACUUCAUGGUAGUAGUGGUGGUGGUCUUCAUCGUUUGCUUCCUGCCGAGCAACAUCACACAGCUGCUGAUCUGGAUCAAGACCAGGGAGGUAACCAGCACCCUCCCUGAACCUGACAUCUGUCCUGCCCUGGAGGACCUGACCUCUGCAUUUUACAUCACCAUCAGCCUGACUUAUCUGAACAGCACCAUGGAUCCACUGAUCUACUACUUCUCCAGUCCUGCCUUUAAGAGCAUUUUCAGGAAAGCUCUUCACCUGCCCCAAGCAGACACUGUCGAAAGUGCUGAGAAGAAAACUCGGGAGACUGGCUCCCAGUCGCUCAGCCAGCUGUGAAACCAAGGAAACAUGACAUGCAGCUUUGCAGCGGAAAUAAUGACUAAUACUCAGUUUCUGAAGCUUCUCAGUAAGUUGUCAUGCAAGUGCAACAGCUGAUAAGAUAUUAUUUCUAUUU